AAAAGCCCGUGGCCUGCGUGACGCCCUCGGGCCCCGCUCUGCCUCGCUCUGCAGCCCAGGCUAGGCCAGGCCACGGACCGUCGGGACUGGCGCGGCGCAGCGGCAUCAACGCUGCUGCAAAGCCAAAUGAUUUGUCGCAGCAAUGGCUGCGUUUAGCCCUUGAUCCUAGGCGAUCCGCCCCCACGUGAUCAGAUUCUCUAGUUGGCUUGCGAUUCCACAUCUGAUCAACGCUUGGAACACUUGGGGGUUGGGUGGGUAGCGCGAGUUUAAGCUCUCGCGGAUUGAGUUGCGUGGCGCCAUGUGCUCGUGCUGGCGUCGAGGGUCGCGCUUCACAUCACCGACUGGAGUUUCACUUACGGUGGUGGCGGGUUUCUGACUCCCGAUGGAGUGAGGAAUGGACAUGUUUUCGCGACAUUGUGGAUGAGUGUUGCUGAACCUCACGGCUGAUGUCAGUCGAUGUUGCGGAGAUGAGUCGCUGAUUGAGCGCAUGCGCCUACAGACGCGAAGGUUGAGAGAAUCGUGGCCAGACUUUUGCGUGUAGUUCCAUCAGCCUCGGCCCCUUCACACGCCUUUUUUAACCGAGUUCCGUCGGUUUGACGCAAGAAUCGGGUUGGUUCAUAGACAUCUGCCUUUUUUGACUCGUGAAGUGGACUUCGAGGCAUCUCCAAUUGGGGUGUCAAGGCUUGUGACGAGGCGGAAGACGAAGGCUGCUAUGAAUUCUGCUCAAGCAGAGUUGAUGACCCCUGUGGGAAACAUCGUCAGGGCGGAUGGGUUUGUCAAAUCACAGAGCUUCCAGGAGCACCACCACCACCUGCUGCGGCAGACACUCUCCCAACCGGAGUCGGAUGACAUAGCCGACAUUGUUGAGAGCCUGUCCAAGUUCACGUUCGCGGUGCCCGCCGUGGAUGAGGCUGAGGAGGAGCAGGAGUACAUGGCCAAAUGCGAGUGCUGUGGACUCAUCGAGGAGUGCACUCCAGGGUACGUCGCGCGCAUGAAAGAAACCUUCUGCGGCCGUCUAGUGUGUGGGCUCUGCGGGGAGGCUGUCAAGGAAGAGAGGCUGCGUAUGGGACCUGAGACCUCCAUGGACGACGCUGUUUGUGCCCACAUGAAGAUUUGCCUCAAUUACAACUCCUUCACACGGCAAGACCCCGCCGCGCACUUGGCUCAGGCUAUGUGUCAGAUUUUGAGGAGCAUUGACAGUGGAGCGCCUCUAAGGCCCAGGGGUCGGCUGUGGUCGCGCGCUGGGCUCUCUCGUAGUGAGACAUUCCAUAGCUGAGAGACAUGCAAAAGUUUGCCGUGCAUGAACUAAAUGUACACGAAUUUCUGUACCCACAUCUUUCUCAUUGUUUGAGAAUAUUACACGGCCUUCUCCAGUGAUCGGACUCUGAAAAGACCAUUGAACUGUUCUCAUUUUUGACGAUAAGAAGAAGGAGAAGCUCAAAAUGGAGUGCGUCGCAUCUCCUAAUUCAACUUGUGAUAUUUCGGGCCCAAGAAAACCAAGCUAAGGCAGUCACGAAGUGGUUCAGCAUUUCGAAUGCCAAUUAUUACCGCCAAUGCAGUGAGUGGUAUCAAUCAGCUUCUGUACACAAGAAAUGUAGCUGAUCGAGCACUGAUUAGAUUUGAGCUCUUCAACGACGCUGCAUGUGACCAUGUUGCUUUCAGGCUGAGUCUACCAACAGUGGCUUCAGCCGAUAAGAAAACCGCCCUUUCUGUAGUGGGUUUGAACUGGUUUCAAAAGCCCGCUUGCAGAAUGCUGGCUCUGCAACAUGAUGUCAAUUACAUCAAUGCGCUGUUGCUAAGAAGGAAUCUUGGUUACGUUCACCUAAGCAGCUGCUUCCUUGUGCUGCUCGUUUCCCCUAGUCUCUGCAGUCUAGUUAAGUGCCAAAGGGAGAAGUUUUCCUUAGAGCUUGAUACAUGUAAACCAUACAGGCUAUUAGAUGCACAUUCUUUUGACUUCUGAAUUAACAAUACUCGGUAUAUAGAUCGCAGUUCGAAAUUGUAAAUUAGAUCAUUGUAAAGAGCUUUUGGAUUGUAGGUUGAAUCAUCUUUCUUGCA
Messenger RNA from Physcomitrium patens, 2055 nucleotides. RefSeq lists its product as uncharacterized. NCBI's taxonomy places the organism in Eukaryota, Viridiplantae, Streptophyta, Bryopsida, Funariales, Funariaceae. The record is from RefSeq and is a predicted model, not a curated record.